GGGCUGGGCUGCUUCCUGCGGAAGUGGCUCGGAGGCCGUCGUGCCGGCGUCGUGUCCCCAACUCCGCGGGGCGGCUUUGUGGGGGUCUGUGCCAACAUGGCUGACCAGGACCCCCGCUACCCCUGCUCCUCGAUCGAGGACGACUUCAACUAUGGCAGCUGCGUGGCCUCCGCCAGCGUGCACAUCCGAAUGGCCUUUCUAAGAAAAGUCUACAGCAUCCUUUCUCUGCAAGUUCUCUUAACUACAGUGACAUCUGCAUUUUUUUUAUACUUUGAUUCUAUGCGGACAUUUGUACAUGAAAGUCCUGCCUUAAUUUUGGUGUUUGCCCUUGGAUCUUUGGGUUUGAUUUUCGCCCUGACUUUAAACAGACAUACGCAUCCCCUUAACCUGUACCUGCUUUUUGGAUUUACACUGUUGGAAGCUCUGACUGUGGCCUUUGUUGUUACUUUCUAUGAUGUGAAUAUUGUUCUGCAAGCUUUUAUACUGACAACUGCGGUAUUUCUUGGUUUGACUGUAUAUACUCUACAAUCUAAGAGAGACUUCAGCAAGUUUGGAGGAGGACUUUUUGCUGUUUUGUGGAUUUUGUGCUUAUCAGGAAUCUUGAGGUUAUUUUUUUACAGUGAGACGGUGGAGUUGCUCUUGGCUGGUGUAGGAGCCCUUCUUUUCUGCGGAUUCAUCAUCUAUGACACCCACUCACUGAUGCACAGGCUGUCACCCGAAGAGUACGUAUUAGCUGCCAUCAGCCUCUACUUGGAUAUCAUCAAUCUGUUCCUGCAUCUGUUGCGGAUUUUGGAAGCAGUUAAUAAAAAGUGAUUGAAAGCAGUAUGUAGAAAUGGAUUCACUAAUAAAGUCUGAGAUAUAAUUAACCAUCGAAUACUUUUAUGAUUUUAUUUGUAUGCUUUGUACUUCUGAGCUAUUACUAUAAUAUCAUAGUAAUACAUGUAUUAGUAUUACAUAAUACUAGUUAUAAUUACCUAUAAUAUGUAUUAUAUUAAAUAUAUAAUAACUAGAUUAUAUGACAGUUAUAUAAAUCUUACUGUUUUUUAUGUAUCUUAGUUUUAAAUUCUUCAUUUAGAAUCUGAAGAGAUACCAAAAUUCUGUUUUUCAAUUUUUUUCAAUCCUAAACUUGCCAUAUAUAGAUUUUCAUUUGCAAUUCAAAAAUAAUGUUAUGAGUAGAUAAAAUUAAGACUGUCAAUUUCUUUGUCUAGUGAUUUUAUCUAAAUUUUCCUUUAAGUAAUAUUAGACUUGAUUUUGAUUUUAAAGUACUUGUGUCCUUACCAUUAUAAAGUGUAAAUCUCCUUUUACUGGGAGAUUUUGAUCUUACUUGGAAAGGAAAAAGUAUAAAAGAAAUUCCACAGAGAAUUAUUCAGUAUUACAAUAAAAUUAUAUUAAAAUGUUAAUGACAUUUCAUUAUAAAAUGAAUUCUGCUUGACAGUCAUAUUUUGACAUAAAAUUUAAUUUAACAUUAUUAGCUUUUUUUUAAGUACAGGUUUCAUAUAAAAAUUAUAGCAGUAUACUGGUGGCCAGGGAAACUUUGGCCAAUUCCUGACUGCAUUAGAUUGCUAAGGUGCCAUAACAAAGUAUCACGGACUGUGUGGCCUGAACAGAAAUUAAUUUUCUUACAGCUCUGGAGGCUAGAAGUGUGAGGUCAAAGGUGUCAGCUGGGUUGGAUCUAAGGUCUCUCUUUGGCUGGUAGAUGGUCAUCUCCCCGUAUCUUCACACGGACUUCUCUCUGCACCUGUCUGUGUCCAAAUUUCCUCUUCUUAUAAGGACACCAGUCCUAUUGGAUUUGGGCCCACCCUAAUGACCUCAGUUUACUUUAAGUACCUCUUUAAAGACCAUCUCCAAAUACAGUCACAUCCUCAGGUCCUGGGGGUUAGGACUUUGCAGUGGUCUGAAUGUUUGUGUCCCCCAGAACAAUUUGUUGAAACCUAAUGGCCACUGUGAUGGUGUGAGGAGGUAGGGCUUUUGGGAUGUACUUAGAUCAUAAGGAUAGAGUUCUCACGAAUGAGAUUAGUGCUCUCAUAAAAGAAACCCUGUAGAGAUCUCUCACUCUUUCUGCUAUUUGUGGUGACAGCCAAAAGACACCGUUUGUGAAUCAGAAAGAGGAACUUUAACUAGAUACAGAAUAUGCCUGCACUUUGAUCUUGGACUUACUAGCCUCUAGAACUGUGCGAAAUGUAUUUCUGUUGUUUAUAAACAACGCAAUCUCUAGUGUUUUGCUAUGGCUGCCUGAAUAGACUAAGACAGACUUUAUCAUAUGAAUUUUUAGAGGAUACAACUCAGCCCAUAACAUUCACUAAGCAUCAUUUCCCAACUAUUAAACUUUAGAAAUAAAUUAAUGGUAUAUAGAUUUAGCCUUUGGUGAGUUUUAGAUGUAAAUUUGAUUCCAUCACUAUCAGUUGAUUAUUGAAUACCAAUUGCAUGAUGAUGUACUCAAGUUUUAACAUAGCAUCACAGGUAAGAGCAUAUAAAUGGAAUCCUUACUAUGCAACCAACUGAUUAUGAGAUCUUUGGAAAAUUACUUAUCCUUCUUAGAUCUUUUACCUCAUCUUUAUAAUGGGAAUAAAAACACCUACUUUAUUGUGCUGAUACAAGGAUUAAAUGAGAUGGAUACAUCAUAUAAAAUAAGUGUUUGUUAAUGUCAGAUGUUGUUAUUAAUUAAUGUUACUGUUGUCAGUCCAAAUUGUGACUAAAGAUAUUAAAUAAGCAAAUGCAGAUUUGACAUUUAAAAAAUGUAAA
Molecule: messenger RNA, 2742 nt
Organism: Vicugna pacos (alpaca)
Lineage: Eukaryota; Metazoa; Chordata; Mammalia; Artiodactyla; Camelidae
Gene: TMBIM4
Product: transmembrane BAX inhibitor motif containing 4
Biological process (GO): negative regulation of apoptotic process
Cellular component (GO): membrane
Source: RefSeq, a predicted model, not a curated record